GACUCUUUGCAACCGGAAGUACACGUAUCAAACAGAAAUUGUCUGGUAAUAUUAUAAUUCUGCGUAGUAUUAUUUCAUCAUGAUGAUAAGGUCUUAGUCAAGUUACAUAUAUAAGAAGCGUUCUUACUAGAUUACAAUUAAUUUUAGUUUAAAUUGGGUGUUUUUAAUUUUGUCGCAGACGCCUAUAAAAGAAGUACAGCACCAUCCACAAUGAGGACUGAAGCUUUGUGUUUAUUCUUUCUUCAGACAUUUAUCGCUGUUGCUUUAGGAGCAUUUGGUAGCAACAGUGACAAAAUUCGGCUCACAGACAUUCAAACUCUUACACUGAAGAAUAACAUGAUGACCAAAGGCAGACGAUCCUCGGCUGUUCCACAGUUGAACUGUAUUGGAGGAACUGCAGGAUGUAAUGCAUUCAAACCUCAGGUUGUUCAGUGUUAUAACAGAGGGACGGAUGGCAAUGAUGUGCAGUGGGAGUGUAAAACAGACAUGGACAAUGCUUAUCGUUUUGGUUCAGUAGAGGUGACCUGUGAAGGAUAUAGUUAUCCCGAAGACCCAUAUGUUCUGAAAGGAUCUUGUGGACUUGAGUACACAAUAGAUCUGACAAAAGAGGGAUACCAACAGCAGCACAGUGGUGGACAUGACUACUACGGUGGUCAGACAUACAGCACCCCCUAUCGUAACAGUCAGACUUCUGGAAUUGGACGAAAAAUAGGAUCAAUUUUCAGUGAUCUGCUGACGCUUGGAGUGGCAGCUGUGAUCAUUUAUGUUAUCUAUAAGACAUGCAUAUCAGCAGGAACUGGUUAUGCUGGUAACAAUGGCUACAGACCAACGGGAAGUGGUUACCAGCCCCCGCCUCCAGGCUUCAGAGAUGAAUACAUGCAACCAGGAUGUGGAACCACAGGAAAUGCUUACCAAGGUGGGGCAGGCACUGGUGGAGGAUUUUGGUCUGGGGCUUUGACAGGUGGAAUCCUUGGUUACAUGUUUGGAAACAACAGAAAUGAUUACUAUGCCCCAGGUUAUGCCUCCCCUUACAACACAGGCUGGGGCUGGAACACCCGGAGGACCUCCCCAGGCUGGUUCAGUUCUGGGUCUGGAUUCGGUUCUGGGUCUGGAUUCGGUUCAGGGUUUAGUAGUAUGGGAGGUGCUUCAACCAGCACUGGCACUCGCACGGCUUCAGGAUUUGGGGGGACAAAAAGGAGAUAGUGGUAUAUUAAGAAUGUUGUUGGUCUCUGAGAGGAAAUGAAAAAUUAUUUACUGUGAUACUGAUAGAGCACAGGAGCUACAUAAUGUGAAUACAGUAAAACACGGUUACAGUGAACAUGCUUAUGAUAAAUUUACACUUACAGUGAUUUUCAUUUUGUUUUGAAACAUACUCUUAUUGGAUAUAACAGAUUAUGUUUAUUGCUAGUCGUCAGCACUUCACUGUAAGUAUGUUUUACUGUACAGUCAAACCUAAGAGGUCAACUUGUGAGGAAUGAGCCUCUAUGUAAAUGUUUUACCCUGUAUCUGAAAUGUAUGAAGACAAGUAUGAUUUAGUGUCGUUUUUCAUCACCUCAAAACCGAAUGAUUUAUCAUCUUUCAGAAUGUAAUUUUUUCAUCACCUCAAAACCGAAUGAUUUAUCAUCUUUCAGAAUGUAAUUUGGAGUUCAUAUUAGGUUAUAUAGUUUUUAUUAAGAAAUAUGUGUAGUUGGCUAUGUACAGUCAUGCAAAUAUUUGUGUUCUGCUAUGAAUACAUGUAUAAAAAUUGGAUGACAUCAUGUGAAAUUGUCAACAUUGAAUACUUUUCUUCAGCCGUAAUUAACACAAAGAUAGCAAGUGGCAGCUACAUGUAUGUACAGGGAAUCCAGUAAUAUCGGUCCCUAAACAGUGGUUAAUGUCCAUGUUAGGUUAGUACUGGAAGCAGCACCAGUGACAUCGGCCCCUAAACAGUGGUUACUGCCCAUGUUAGGUCAGUACUGGAAGCAGUUAAACACAUAUUAAAAAAUGUUAGAUGGGCCUCAAAGUGGCCUCUGAAGUCGAGUGGCCUUUGAAUAUAAAUGGUCUUUAAAUAAGAACAGGUUUGACUGUAAUUGAUACCAGUAUAUAUGAAUAUGAUAUCCCCGUCAUGAAAGAACUAUAUUGGGAGUUAUUUUCUAUAAAUUAAUUAUUCAAGUUAGGUAGCAUCUGUAAAUAGAGAGGAGUAGCACUUGAUCUUUUUCUAUCAGCUUUUUUUAAUGUUUUAUACUGUUUUGUGUGUGUGUGAUAGCUGUAGAACCGUAGCUCUCAGGGGUACAAAAUUAGGAUAGACCUUGUUUGUCCAAUUUUAUCCCAGAGAGCCACACUUCUGCAGCAAUUCGUGUGUUGAAAUUGAAUGUACAUUAUGAUUUUAUAUGUCGUUUAUUAAGUUUUCUUUGUGUCACAACAUUUUGCAAACACCUGACUGAAGAUAGUAAUCCAGUGUAUGUAGUAAACAAGUUCUCUCAUCUCUCAUAAUUAGUUAAACACUAAAAAUACACCACCUAAGGAAAUGUGUUUUAAUUUCUAUAACGUUAUACAGUGUGAAUGAUGUUGUGUGAUGAAUGAAAGAGAAAUACACCUGUAUAUAUAUUAUUAAGUUUGACUACCUGAGGUAUAAAUUGCUAUCUUUGUGAUCCAUUUCUUUCCAGGAUCUAUUUUUAAAAGUUCCUUGUUAAUAUUUAUUUUACUUGUUAACAAUUUAUAUAACAAAGCUGCCAUUAACCAUUUUCUGUGUAACAGUUACACUUGGCAAACUCUACAGCAUCUACAGUGUUCCAAUGAGCAUAUACAUUGUGUGCAAGUUGUUCAUUGUAAAAGUUUGAACUCUUGUUCACAAGGCUGUGUCAAUCACACAUCAUUUAAUUUUUUUAUAUAUACAUUGUAUCUUAUUACUGUUUUAUCUUAUUUCUAAAAACUGCAUACAAAGUGAUGUGCCUCUUUUGAUAAACAGCAAACAAUUAAUUAGACAAGAUAAUAUUGAACUUUUCUAUGAAUUACUGGGAACAAUUAACAAAUAAUACCAACUAUGGGGUUUCAUUUGGCAAGAGGCGGGUAUACAAUUCAUAUUGCAUGUCAAAUGCAUGUAUAUUUUUAAAAAUUUGUAUUUGAUAUUGUCUUCAUUUGUAAUGAAAUCCCUUCUGGUUAAAUAAAUUGAAGUUGGUGGCAUAUAACGAAA
Molecule: messenger RNA, 3172 nt
Organism: Ostrea edulis (European flat oyster)
Lineage: Eukaryota; Metazoa; Mollusca; Bivalvia; Ostreida; Ostreidae
Product: store-operated calcium entry-associated regulatory factor-like
Exons: 7
Coding region: 211-1203 (330 amino acids)
Biological process (GO): regulation of store-operated calcium entry
Cellular component (GO): endoplasmic reticulum membrane
Source: RefSeq, a predicted model, not a curated record